AUGGCUCGCCCUCGUCGUACUAUUUUGCACUCAAACCGUGCAUCCAGCCGAGGUGAACAGGAUCUCUCCGCGCUAUCAAGCGAAGUGCUCAAACUCCGUCUUCAAGCCCUGAACCUCCCCAUUACGGGAUCCAAAGGGCAGCUGCUAAAUCGACUGAAGGGGGCCUUGCCGGGACAAGUGGCCACGUCGACCACAGCGCAACCAAAGCGAGUUUCCAAGGCUAAAGCUCUUAAGGGGCGCCCUGCAACGAGAACCACCACAGCGACCGGGCGCUCGUCGGAAAGCCAUUUAGCGAACCUCGGCAACGUUAAUAACAAAGACAACACCCUGUCAGACCACGCUUCGUUGUCUUCUAUCGAGGACAUGAUCGAGUCGGAUCCUAAGCCGGACGAGUCCAACUUCCAACGGAACACCGGUUUCAGCCAAACUCAGCGUGCAGCAAUCGAGGCCAUCGUGACUGAUUCAGUCCGCUCCGCCAUAACAACGCUUCAAACUUCGCCAGCCGCUCAUCUUCCUUCACCAGCCGCGCAGCUCCCUUCUGCCUCGCCUCAAAGUCUCUUCACACCUGGCAUGGCUUCCCCUCUAGGGGAGUAG
This is a messenger RNA of Porites evermanni, 594 nucleotides long. The record is from the annotation of a GenBank genome assembly. Lineage: Eukaryota; Metazoa; Cnidaria; Anthozoa; Scleractinia; Poritidae.